GUGUGAUGAAAGGUGGUGGUUUAGAGAGGUUGGGUGUUGUGAGAAAGAAUCAUGUGGAUGCAUGUGCAUUGGGUUGGAGAACAUGCCCAAAGCAACAAGCAACACACUUAGGUACACCUGUCUCUCUCCCAUUCCCUUGGAAGCCUCCUUGGAAAUUGUGCUGUGGCCCCCACCUCCUAAUCCUUAAUGCAAACCAUAUAAAUUCUGCUCUCAUGCUGUGUCAUUUAUGCUAUGCCUCAACUUGAAAAGAGAGAAUAUUAUGGGAGUUUCUUCAUCACUUGUUUCCCUCUCUUUGAAAGAUCUGCUUCAGGGAACUGAAGAAAACAGAACUUCAUCAUAUUUGUGGAGCAAAGUGUUGGCAGCACAAGCCAAGAAGGGUACAAAGAGAGGUGUUAGGAGGCCAAGAAGGAUUUUGAUGAAGAGAAGGGGUGCCUCUAGAAGAGGCUCCAAUGGGAUUCGGCGACGUGUCAGGACAUUGAAGAGUCUUGUACCCAACAGUGACUCCUUGGGGUUGGAUGGACUCUUCAGAGAAACAGCUAGUUACAUAUUGUCUUUGCAAACUAGAGUGAAAGUCAUGCAGGUUAUGGUUAAGGUAUUGACAGGGUCUGAUGAGGAGUGAUUGGUUUGAUUGUAAAGACUAAUUAUGAUAUAAGAUUUUUGUUUCCUUGUGGCUUCUAGUACAGAAACAUUGAUUUCAGAUUUUAUCUGUAAUGUUUUAUGCCAUCUAGAUUUAGAUCAUCUCAUGUUGUCAAAAAGGAAUCAGUGCUACUGGCUUAUUACAGUCUUUGUCAUUAAUCACAUAUUUACUUGUUUUGAUCAA
Messenger RNA from Cajanus cajan (pigeon pea), 820 nucleotides. The record is from RefSeq and is a predicted model, not a curated record. Lineage: Eukaryota; Viridiplantae; Streptophyta; Magnoliopsida; Fabales; Fabaceae.